Molecule: messenger RNA, 1703 nt
Organism: Tribolium castaneum (red flour beetle)
Lineage: Eukaryota; Metazoa; Arthropoda; Insecta; Coleoptera; Tenebrionidae
Gene: r-l
Product: rudimentary-like
Exons: 3
Coding region: 25-1536 (503 amino acids)
Biological process (GO): 'de novo' UMP biosynthetic process; 'de novo' pyrimidine nucleobase biosynthetic process
Molecular function (GO): orotidine-5'-phosphate decarboxylase activity; orotate phosphoribosyltransferase activity
Source: RefSeq, a predicted model, not a curated record
GCCUUUGUAUUCAUUUGUUUAUAAAUGGCGCCCGAAUCUCGGUUUCCUAUUGGCCAGGAAUUAGCGCAACCUUUAAGCACAACACAGUUUGAGCAACACGUGGUUGUUACUAAGAUGAGUUCGUUUAACGAGAAAUUAAAAUUAUUUUCUGUUGAAUUGUUCCGAAUAAAUGCCAUUAAGUUCGGUGAUUUUAAAACUAAAGUUGGGCUCCAAACCCCCGUCUAUGUCGAUUUGAGGGUAAUCGUGAGUUACCCUAAAUUACUGAACGACCUUGCCGAUUUAAUUCUCGAGUACCAGAAACAGUUACCCAAAUUUAACAUUAUUUGUGGGGUCCCUUACACCGCUUUACCGAUAGCCACCGUAGUUUCGGUAAAAAGUGAUAUUCCUAUGGUAAUGAGGAGGAAGGAAGCGAAAGAUUACGGAACGAAAAAACUGAUUGAAGGUCAAUUUAACGAAGGCGAUAAAUGUUUAAUUAUCGAGGAUGUCGUUACAUCCGGGAGCAGUAUUUUAGAAACAGUCCGAGAUUUAAAAAACUCAGGAAUUAAUUGCUCGGAUGCUAUUGUGUUACUGAAUAGGGAACAAGGGGGCGAGCAGUUGUUAGAAAAAAACGGUAUUAAAAUGCACGCUUUGCUCACCCUGACUCAACUGAUGGCCUUUCUGAAUGAAGCGAAUUGUGUCAACGACAGUACGGUUGAAAAAGUCCGCAUGUACUUAAACAGUACUCAAGUGGACCCCAGUGCCAUUAAAACGAACAAUAGGCUCAAAUUACCCUUCUCAGAGCGAGCCAAACUCGCCAAAAACGCUGUUUCGCAACAGUUGUUCAAAAUAAUGGCUUCCAAAAAAACAACAUUAUGCGUGGCCGCAGACGUGACUUCCUGCACCGUUUUGCUGAAUUUGGCCGAAGAGGUGGGCCCUCAUAUUUGCCUCCUCAAAACCCACAUUGACGUCCUUGAGGACUUCCACCCCAACAUCCUCAAACCCCUCCAAGAAAUCGCCGACCGGCACAACUUCCUCCUCUUUGAGGACCGAAAAUUCGCCGAUAUUGGCCAAACCGUGCAAUUGCAGUACAGUAAAGGCUUGUACCAGAUCUCCUCAUGGGCUAGUCUGGUAACCGCCCAUAGCUUAAUGGGCAAAGGUGUGCUUGAUGGGUUAAAACAAUCCCCGGGUUUGACAAACCGGGGAGUUUUCCUUUUGGCCCAAACAAGCGCGGCUGAAAGUCUCAUUGACCGGAGUUAUGUUGAUAAUACGGUUAAACUGGCGAGACAGUAUGGGGAUUUGGUGACUGGGGUCGUUUGCCAGAGUGUGCUAUUUGAGGACGAGCCGGGGCUGGUUCAGCUGACCCCGGGGGUACACUUGAAGUCAGUCGGGGAUAAUUUGAGCCAGCAGUACAACACACCAGAGGUUGUGGUCAUGGACAGGGGGGCUGACGUGGCCGUCGUGGGCCGUGGGGUGACCCAAGCCGCCAGUCCUGGAGACGAGGCCAGGAAAUAUAAGGAGGUUUUGUGGGCCGCUUACGAGAAAAGGAUCAACGUGUGAUUUGUUAUUGUUAAUAAAGCUGUAAUAUUGUAUUAUUGGUUGCAUACCCAUCAAAGUAGGUGUGCCAGCAAAUUGAAAAUCGCGCUACACAAACUGACCCGAACGUUCCCGAACAAAUUUUUAUUUCUUUCAUUUCAAAUGUAAAUAAAUUGAAUUUUUUAAUUGUG